Molecule: messenger RNA, 990 nt
Organism: Didymodactylos carnosus
Lineage: Eukaryota; Metazoa; Rotifera; Eurotatoria; Philodinida; Philodinidae
Source: the annotation of a GenBank genome assembly
AUGGAUCCAUCGUAUCUUCUACACGGCACAUCAUCACGUAAACAUGAAAGUUACGUGGGUGGUAACGAUGAUCCCUAUUACGGUUUUGCUCACAGUUCAACAUGGUCAAAUAACAGUACGUCACACGGUGAUCGUUCACUUCGUUUCAUCGUUAUUCGUCAUGGAGAACGUGUUGAUGUCAUGUACGGCGCUGGAUGGACACAGCGGGCAUUUGCUUACGGUCAAUAUAAUCCAUUUGAUGCCAAUAUGCCACCAAGUCUUCCGUAUCGAGCCAAUUGGAUGGACUACGAAGUUGAUACUCCCUUGACAUCCAGAGGACUGCUACAAUCUUGGAAUGUUGGCAAUGUUUUGAAUCGUUUUAACUUACCUAUUACUGCUUGUUAUUCUUCACCUGCGUUUCGCUCAAUUGAAACGGCUGAUAAAAUUCUUGAAGGUAUGGGACGAAAAAUGGUUGUACCAAUACGUUUAGAAUUAGGUUUAUUUGAAUGUACAAGUUGGUAUGCGCAGGCACCGAUCACUUUCAUGUCAGAGCAAGAAUUAUUACAUGGCGGAUUUAAUAUCGAUCAAACAUAUCGUUCACAAAUAUCUGAUUUAAAAUUAUUCGAAAAUGAGUAUCAAUAUUACGAUCGUUCAAGAGACGCCAUGAAAAAAAUCAUUAAAUUACAUAAAAAAACUGGUGGCACUAUUUUGUUGGUAGCACAUGCGCCAUCACUUGAAGUACUCACUCGAAAUCUAAUGAAUGGUCAACCAAGACCAGAACGGCUAGCCGACUUGGCUGCUAAAGUUGAUUUUUGCAGUAUGACAAUUGUUGAACGUGAAUCAUCAUCAAAACCGUGGCAAUUUCGUUAUAAUCUUGAUGACCAAUUAUCGCAAGAGCAACAAUACUUGGAAUCGUCACCAUAUGCAGCAUAUACCUCAAAUCAAUUCCCAUCGCUUAAUCAUACAGCUUUACAAAUAGAUAAUUAUUCACCCUAUUAUGUUUUACAGUAA